AUGACGAUGAUAGGCGUGGGAGAGAAAACGCUUGUCUCGCCGCUAUCCCCGUCUGAUUUGAAUAUCUUCUUUUCAGCUGUUUGCGAAAAUAAGGCGACCGGAUUCUUCGUGGUCGACAAUACGAUUCUUGGCACCACCGACUCAAUUGUUUACAAGGACACACCAGAAGAAGACUGCCUUACUACAUGCUCCACAAACAGGGAUCGUUUCGGCCGUUCAAUACUGUGCGCGUCGUUUGUGUACGACCAUGCCUCGUUUACUUGCACGAUAUUCAAAGAAAAGGCGAAACCGGAAGGAAAAGCCGACGUUGUGCAAGCCGUCGGAAAACGCUACUUCGAAAAAGUCUGCUUAGGAGACGAUGUUCCAAUGGACUGCGCAGAUUCGCAGUUCAUUAGGGCCGAUGAUUCUGUCUUGAUCGGUUUCGCCCGCAACGUGACACUUGUAGAAACAAUGGAGCAAUGUGUAGAGCAGUGUGUUAAGGAGAACGAUUGCAAGUCAGCCAUGUAUUUCUAUGAAGAGGGAGAGUGCAUAACCAACACGGAGUCAGCGUUGUCAAAGCCAAGCGCAUUCGCUAAGGAAGAGAACGAAAAGGUCGUCUAUUUCCAGAACGGAUGUCUUGCCAAGCUUCAGACCCAGGAAAGUGCUACCGUUGCUGCUGAGCCGACGACAACGUCGGAGUCCAGUGAGACGACAGAGGAGAUGGAAACAGAUUCACCUUCAGUCUCAACCACAGAAGCUUCCGACAAUCUAGAUGAUAAUGACGAGGCCGACACGGCUCAGAAGAAGAAAGGAAAAUCACAACCCGCUGUUUCCACUGAGGAGCCUUCUGAUUCGGUGGAAAUGAGCGACGAUCAUGGAGCUUCCACAGCUGACCGACCCUCACCCAGCACCUCUGGAAACGGCGGCGAUGACGACGAUACUGAGGACACCACCUCAGCUGAAACAGCCGAAACCACUCCAACGGCCGCUGAAGUUACUGCUGCUGGAAUGGAACCUGAACUAAAGGAGGAGGACGAUGAUGAAGAUUAUGUAGCAGAUGAAGAGAACGAAGAUCUCGACACAGCCACGACUGCAAAGCGACUGGAGAAGAAGGGAGAAAAGGCCAGCUACAUCAAGUACAAAAAACAUCCCAAGAACUUCGCAUCAAAAACUGCCAAAAUGUCAAAGAAAGAACCAGAAGCGGAGACUGAAACAACACCUGCAGAGAACACCGAAGAAAAGGCGGUAGCAGGUAGCUCAAGCGCCGAAGAAGAGGAGACUGGCGACUCUCUAGCUGGUGACGAAGAUGGAGAGCCAAUUGAAGGGCAAACGUCACCCAGUGAGGGCAAGAAACAUCUGUCCAUUAAGAGAGUGCUCGAAAAUACGCCAAAGGAGGAUGGUGAAGACUACCCAACCUACUUCUCUGACUGGUCCGACUGGACUCCGUGCACGAAGGCUGGCGAACGACAGAUUCGUCGGCGAAAGUGUCUAGAUUUACGCCGUUGCCUCGGCGCUUUGAUGCAAGUCCGCAACUGUCCGGCGGUAUUGCCUGAACCAGUCCAAUCCGGUCCUAUCGAGUCUGUGCGUUCAGUGAUCGAUGUGCCUCGAAUUCCAGAAUAUGACGACACAGAUCCCGGCCAAGUCGAUCUUCGCCAGCCAUCUGGUUCACAGGUCGCAGAAAAUGUAUGGAGUCCAUGGCUGGGAGUGUGCCAGCAUUUCGCGUCCGGUCAGCCAUGCAACAAUGGAGAGAUGAUUGGCUUUGAGUCACGUGAAUGUAUCGCCAAGGAGCCAAGUCUCUGCGAAGGACCAUUCUUCAGAUACUGUACACUGCCAUGUUAA
Messenger RNA from Ostertagia ostertagi, 1818 nucleotides. NCBI's taxonomy places the organism in Eukaryota, Metazoa, Nematoda, Chromadorea, Rhabditida, Trichostrongylidae. The record is from the annotation of a GenBank genome assembly.